Messenger RNA from Cladophialophora psammophila CBS 110553, 2388 nucleotides. RefSeq lists its product as uncharacterized. The record is from RefSeq and is a predicted model, not a curated record. The transcript has a single exon. The coding region runs from base 1 to 2388 and encodes 795 amino acids. Gene Ontology annotation, biological process: peptide metabolic process. Gene Ontology annotation, molecular function: metalloendopeptidase activity. Lineage: Eukaryota; Fungi; Ascomycota; Eurotiomycetes; Chaetothyriales; Herpotrichiellaceae. Gene Ontology annotation, cellular component: mitochondrion.
AUGCAUAAGGUCCUGCGGCGGCAGCCAUGGACCUGCCCGAGAUGCCUGCGCAACCAGAAGACAUACAAUUCUACCGCCGCCGGCAUUGCCGUGGCCGACGAUAACACCUACGAAUCUACCUCCCUUCACGCGUCUCCUUCUUCCAAGAGCGCCUACGAUAAUGCUCUCCUCCGUGAGGUUUUCAAUAAAAAGACACUCUCAAAGACAUCCUCCACCCGAAGCUCGGGCCUGAUAGGAAACACGUUCCUGACUGUCCCCCAAGGUUUUCAAAAGUUCGCCGAGUCGUCCGUGAUACAAUGCAAGAGAUUGGUAGAAAGGACGCUUGCCGCUUCUACCGUCGAGCAAUACAAAGCCAUACCCAAGGAUCUUGAUAGACUCAGCGACUUGCUAUGUCGAGUGAUAGAUCUCUCCGACUUCAUCAGGAGCAUCCAUCCGGGCGACGAUGUGGCCGCCUCGGCAUCUGCGUCGUAUUCACUCAUGUUCCAAUACAUGAAUGAGCUCAAUACGACCACUGGUUUAAACAAGCAGCUUAAGAAGGCUUGGGACAUGCCCGAAGUUCGGUCCCAAUGGAAUGAAGAGGAAAAAAUGGUUGCCGUGCUCUUGAUGAGGGACUUUGCAAAAUCAGGUAUUCACCUGCCUGAUAAGCAGAGGCAGCAAUUUGUCUCGUUGUCCAACGAAAUCGUGCAGUUAGGAACCGAUUUCAUCAACCAGAUGGAUCAUGCAAGGGACUAUGUGUCAUUCAGCGUGCGACAGCUGGACGGCAUCGAUCCAACGCUGGUUCAAGGCUUCAAGAACCAUGAAAGAGCACAGAUCCCAGUGUCGAGCAAAUGGUCCAAAAUGGUUCUUAACUCCGUCAAAGACGCGGCGACGAGAAAAGAAAUGUACAUUGCCGAGAGAAGCGCCUCCAAGAAGACCAUUGCAACACUUGAACAACUGCUUCUACGUCGUGCCCAGCUUGCCAAGCUGACGGGCUUCGACAACUUCGCACAGAUGGCUCUGAUAGAGAAAAUGGCCAAGACGCCAGAAGCUGUGAAUAAUUUCCUGGAAUCGGUCAAUGCAAACAACAAGAUACAUGUUCAGAAGGAGCUUGCUCCGCUAUUGGAGCUCAAGCGCAAGAUGGACCAAGGUGCCGAAAGAUUGAAUCCGUGGGAUCACCACUAUCUCCUGGCCAAACUAGAUCAACUGGAAGGAGCAUCGGGACCGCGGACAUCAAAGUCGCGUCUGCAGGAAAGUGCCAAACUCUACUUUGCCCUUGGCCAUGUGAUGCAGGGCUUGUCUAGCCUCUUCGAGUGUCUGUAUGGCGUCCGAUUUGUCCCAAGAGAGACCAAACAAGGCGAAGUCUGGCAUCCCGACGUUAGGCGGUUGGACGUGUACACCGAGAACCAGGAGCAUAUUGCCACCAUGUAUUGUGACUUGUUCUCGCGGCCCGGAAAACAGAGUCAUCCUGCUCACUUCACGCUCCUCUGCUCACGAGAAAUCUCAGAGGAAGAGAUCCGCGAAUGCGAAGAACGCAAUGAGCCAUUGAACAACGGCAUGCCGACACUUCUCAGUACUAACCCGGUAUCUGGCGUGACCUCCCAUCACCAAAUCCCCAUCAUCGCUCUUGUGUGCGGCUUCCCACAAUCCAGCGUCCCUGGCGAACCAGCUCUCCUCUCUCAAUACAACCUCGUCUCAUUAUUCCACGAAAUGGGCCAUGCUAUCCAUAGCGUUCUGGGCCGCACUUCCAUGCAAGGCAUAUCGGGGACGCGGGUCGCGACUGAUUUCUCCGAACUCCCCUCUGUCCUCAUGGAAAACUUCGCUACUGACCCCGCAGUAUUGAAACUUUUUGCGAGACAUUGGAAGACCGAUGCGGCAAUGCCCGAUGAGAUGCUCAAGGUAUUGGCUGCAGAAGGGUCAAAGGAAGCUUCUAGGCAGGGCGCGUGGAACAACGAGAGCCAGAUUCUCAUGAGUCUCUUGGAUCAGGUGUACCACGGAGACGGGCCCGUUCAAGCCCUCCGGAGCGGGCGGUAUGAUUCUACUGCUGUAUAUUACGACGUGUGGAACAAGCACGGCUCCGUUCCCGAGCCCUGGGGGACUUCCUGGCAAGGCUUCUUCGGCCACCUCCACGGGUAUGGCGCAAGUUACUAUUCGUACCUCUUCGACACAGCGAUCGCACGACGGGUCUGGACGAAUGUGUUUCGCGGCGGCAAGAACAAUGGCGCAGUUGAUCGUGCGAGUGGGGAGAAGUUCAAAGAGGAGGUUCUUAAAUGGGGGGGAGGCAGGGACCCCUGGCUCUGUCUUGAGGGAUUGCUUGGAGAUGGCAGAGGCGCGUUAGCAGAGGGCGGCGAGCAGGCCAUGUUACAGGUUGGAAGAUGGGGAGUCGGUGUUGGGGCUGGAGCUGUCGAUUGA